UACCUUACUGAUUAUUGUUUGUUAUACCUUUGUGAUUGGUUUGUGGGCCGUUUGGUUAACAACAAAAGAUAUGCACGUUGUAGACUCUCCCGCCAUCGUUGUGGAUGAGGUCGUUGCUUUUUGGUUUAUUUUAUGGGUUAUUUUACCUACUAACAGCCUUCUACUUGAAACCUUUGCGUAUUUUGAUAUCACCAAACCCCCACCAAUUAAAGCUUUAGAGUUUAAAAACCCUCUAGGAGUGAUGUUAGACGAUUUAAUGGCUGCUGUUUAUACGCAAUUGUCUGGAGAAUUGCAACUUAAGUGUUUCAAAUAUCAUUUUCGAUAUGACAACACGAUUGGUAACCACAUGACAAACCCCGCCUUUGACAGCUUGCUCCCCUUAAUUGAACAACUCAAAAAAUAUUCUGCCCAUAUCACCUGUGCUGAAUCUUGUACUGGUGGGUUGUUAGCUGCAGCACUAACCGAACCUGCUGGAGCAUCACAGUGGUUCGAUGGUGCAUUAGUGACUUACAACCCAACCAAUAAAAUCAAAUGGUUAGAUAUCAACCCCGAACUUAUUGACUCACAUGGUGUUGUGAGUGAGCCAGUCGCAUUGGCGAUGGCA
Molecule: messenger RNA, 604 nt
Organism: Darwinula stevensoni
Lineage: Eukaryota; Metazoa; Arthropoda; Ostracoda; Podocopida; Darwinulidae
Source: the annotation of a GenBank genome assembly